This is a messenger RNA of Rasamsonia emersonii CBS 393.64, 447 nucleotides long. RefSeq lists its product as uncharacterized. The coding region runs from base 1 to 447 and encodes 148 amino acids. The record is from RefSeq and is a predicted model, not a curated record. The transcript has 2 exons. Lineage: Eukaryota; Fungi; Ascomycota; Eurotiomycetes; Eurotiales; Trichocomaceae.
AUGUCCUUCUUCAGAAGAUUUGACUCCGCAGAGAAUUUUUUCCCCAUACACAUCCAUUAUGGGACCAAGUGGAAUUGUGGACAUCUCGGGCCUCCGCAAGAGCUUGAUCCCAGUGCCAAGUCAGGAACUCCUGUUGGACUAUUUGCGCCGAUUUGGGAAAUCGAUUCCUUUGACGUGUUUGCAAAAGGUCCUGCUGUUGUUUCCCAAGUCACAACCGAGAUUGAUGUGGCAUCUCUAUUCAGCCUCAGUCGACCUUACUGGGGAGCUAUGCUCGAAAGGCAGACAAUCACUGAGGCAAGGUCAUUGGCACGAAUUAAGAUAUUUAGUGGCAGACCCAGUGAUGGUGCUAGCAAUGAAAUCGUCUCACUCGCAUUGCUAUCUUACCGCAUGCAAUUCUACGUGAUUUCUCACAGUCUAGCCGAAGAUCUUACAUCUGGGUACCUAUGA